Penicillium angulare is the source of this 1809-nucleotide messenger RNA. Its product is annotated as fungal specific transcription factor domain-containing protein. The transcript has 4 exons. Gene Ontology annotation, molecular function: DNA binding; zinc ion binding. The coding region runs from base 1 to 1809 and encodes 602 amino acids. Gene Ontology annotation, biological process: DNA-templated transcription. The record is from RefSeq and is a predicted model, not a curated record. NCBI's taxonomy places the organism in Eukaryota, Fungi, Ascomycota, Eurotiomycetes, Eurotiales, Aspergillaceae.
AUGACGGGCAGAACGCCUGUCACGCCAGCAACGUCGGCCCAGGCAAAUCCCGAGUCAAGCGGGGCCCCUGGCCGCAUCUCGCCAAUAUCUCGAUCUUAUACGAACGCGCUUGAAGAGCAAGUCGCUUCUUUGGAGGAUUUUAUCACGAGUUUAGCUAGCUCUACUCACGUAGAGCGAGAUCGGCUACUUGAGAACUAUCAGCAUUCAUCGCUCGAACAUCUACCGGCUCAAUCGAGCGGUUCAGGGCCUUCGCCACGCAGUGGAUUAUACAAGGGCUCGCAGCUGCGGAUGGACAACGGUCGUAUCACCAGAAUUUUUGGGGAGACAAGCUUCUAUCCCAUAGCUCCUCUGGUAGAUGAAGAGCUAGACGAGGAUUUAAGACCAAAUUACCAAGACUCGAACGGUGCUGCGCCAAGUACAAGUUAUACAGUUCCUGCCAUAGGACAUACACAGCUCACGCCUCAAAGCCUAGUCUGUCAGCAAGCCAUGUCGGCCUUUUUUCAACAUGCAUAUUACCAUCACAUGGUGCUUUAUCGAGAGUAUUUCCUUCGCGACUACAAAGCCGGUCAAGGUCCAUAUUACUCCGACCUUCUUUUCUAUGCCAUUGCUUCGAUGGGCGCGUUGUUCUGCACAGACAAUACUACGCGGGAACUAUCUGAAGUUCUUUAUAAGCGCGCUACUGAGCUACUUUAUGGUGGAGCACUCAAUGCGCCGAGUUUCACCACCGUUCAAGCGCUUCUGCUUCUUGGGCAGCGUGAUGUCGGAUGUGGUAACCAUACACAGGGAUGGCUUUUGACAGGCCUUUCAUUUCGAAUGAUUCAUGAGAUGGGUCUUCAUCUAGAUCCGAAUCACUGGAAAACACCUCAUGACUCGGAGGUAAGAUGCGAAGUUCUUCGACGAGUAUACUGGGCCUGUUUUAUUGCAGACAAGCAGUUGAGUCUGUACUUUGGACGACCACCCGCCCUUCACCUCAGUGAAACGGAUGUAAACGACUCCGUUCGCAUCGCCUAUCCUCCCGACUGGGACCUCUUGCUCAACCAGUAUAUCAUGAAAGACACUAUGCGCACACAAUAUGAAGACGGUGUUGCAUUCACCAGCUGUUUUACACAGCUUGCAAAUCUCUCCAAGAUUAUCAAUCGCAUUAUCACGGAGAUUUUUGAAUAUCGCAAGAAUAUUGACGCGAGCAUCCAAGCAGCAUCGACACAUUCAGUCUUUGCUGCACUGACCAAAUGGCUGGCAGAUCUUCCCCCUAAGCUACAUUGGAAUCAAUGGAUGAAGAACACGGUACCGCCGUAUAUUCUACACCUCCAUCUCUAUUACCAUACCGUUGUAAUAUUGUUGUGCCGUCCACCUCGACAAAUCAUGUCUCAUCAUGUUUCUGCCUUCAAACAGAGCUUUGAUAUUUGCGAACAAUCACUCAACGCAAUAUUCCUUCUGUUUGAAAAACACAGAAAGGAUUACGGUUCUAGACCUUUUCCUAUGACAUGCCUGCACACCAUCGCUACUGUGGUCAGCAUGAUAUUGCUCAAAUUACAGGUCCCAAAUUUGUCUAGCGACAUGAAUAAAGCCGUACGACAAUUGGAGCUUAUCUCAGAUAUCAUUGAUAAUGCAGCCAGCACAUGGCCUAGUGCAGGUCCCAUACAGGAUAUAGUAAAUGAAGCUCGGCAAAAAGUGACCCAGAGUCAGACCUCAGAAGAUUCGGUUUCUUAUAAUUGGGAGAAUUUAAUGACACUCGACUGGCAGCUGGAUCCAAAUGCAGAACUCAGUUUGCCCACUGUAUAUGAAGAGCAAAGUCAGUUUGAAGUGUAA